This is a messenger RNA of Conger conger (European conger), 2000 nucleotides long. Its product is annotated as cortexin-1. Lineage: Eukaryota; Metazoa; Chordata; Actinopteri; Anguilliformes; Congridae. The transcript is spliced from 2 exons. The record is from RefSeq and is a predicted model, not a curated record. The coding region runs from base 1220 to 1483 and encodes 87 amino acids.
GUGAGCGCGCAGAGCACGGAGCUAUUAAAGAGAAGCACAGAUCGGAGCGACCGCGAGAACUUUGUAGACUUGCAACUUGUAGAUAAGGAUAACGACGAAUCACCACAGACAGCAAAACACUGCGCUGAAUUACGAGGUGUGAGCGAGGGAGACAGGAAGCUGUCAGAGUCGGAGCGGACGACAGCCCGGGACUGCCAGACAGUGUUCCCGCGAAGAGGGACUCGACUCUGGAAACAGACUGUUAUCCCUGACACCGCUGGCCCGCAGAGGACGGCCGCGCGUCUUCCCACUGUCAAACUCUGAUAUCGCCCUGCCACUCUCCCAGCUCAACGAGACAGCCGAGAUACUACCGCCUACAGGGCGCCGGCAUCGGGAAGAAGGACAUUGUGAGCGUCCUACGCGAUAGCUGCUUUCCUUACUACUACUGACCGACUGUCAGCUCCUUGAUUUAAUGCACAAUCAGCCUGUGUGUGCAUAAGCCAGCCUAUCAGAGGUCCUCAUCCCCCCCUCCGCUCAGGCUAAUGGGCUGUUUAGCGGCUUGAGACCUAAGGUCAGUCAGGUUUACGCUCUCGCACAUCGAUUAGCAUCCCCUCUGAUCUCAUUAGUUGUAUUUUCUGCCCUUUUGCUCGCCUUUUGUUCGAAUUAUCCGUUGGCCCGCCCCCUUCAGCACACGCUGUAAAUAGCGAGUGUUGUGUCCUGGUCCCGUUGAGCUGGAGAUUGCUGAGCUCCCCCCCCCCCCCCUUUUAACCACUGUAAUUACCGUGUGCUGCUGACAGCACCUGGAUAUGAAGAUCCCAUCUGCGGACCAUUAGCCCCCGGUGAGCGGAUAGGAAUCCCCGGCCCGCCUCGUGUGUUUCGCCGGGCUAUUUAUGCAUGCGGGGCAGCUUGUUGUGUCAUGUCCAAUCAAUACACCCCAGCGAGAGUGGAGAUGGCGUCGGUGUGAUAAAUAGGCCUGUUGUCUCCCGCCUCCGCUUCAGUCGCUUUCUAGGAGGGCCGAUCAGCUCCAGCCCGAGUUAGAUUGCUUUCUCGUCGUGUGUGGGGGCCUUUCUUCCGGUGUGUGUGUGUGUGUGUGUGUGUCUGCCUUCUCGUACUGUAACUCUUGCAUCGUUCAGAGCUUGUGUGCACGGCCGCCAUCUUAGCCUGCCUCAACCUGGCCAACCUGUCGGCGCUCCCCACCAUCCAGACGGUCUGUAAGUUCUGCCGCCGGGCCCCUUGGAGGAUGAGCGAUGUCCCCACGCUGGACUACGAGGCGCUGUCCCCGGGGCCCUCGCUGUCCGGGGCACCCACCAGCCCGCCGCUCUCGGGCGACGCCGAGCAGAAGACCGCCCUGGCCUUCGUAGGCCUCCUGCUCCUCUUCCUCGUCUUCCUGCUGGUGCGCUGCUUCCGAAUUCUCCUGGACCCCUACAGCCGGAUGCCCGCCUCGUCCUGGACCGACCACAAGGAGGGGCUGGAGAGGGGCCAGUUUGACUAUGCGCUGGUCUAAGGGCGGACCCGUGGGGUACGCCCUUUGAAGCCCGACUCCUCCUGCCCUCCCGAGAGAGGAGACAACCAGUGCACCCUCUUUAGGAGUCAGUGCACACACACUGGCUAAGCCCCUCUAGCGUAGCAUUUCCAAUCGAGAGGAACGCCUCUUGAGUAGGCCCUGAAAGCACAUUGCUGUGAGAGGAAUACAUGGUAUAUCCGGAGGGUAGCAGCUCCUAAUGCGGCCUGCUGGGAGGUAGCAGAGGCAUUAUAAAUAUCACUGACGUAACACAGCUCUCGCCAUCACUGUCCUUUCACUGCCUGAUAAUAGAGCCCUGGGGGCGGUGGUCCACACUGCCGCAGUGACGUGCCGCGAUCCGGCUUCUUACGCGUGACUGCGUUUAUGUUUGUCCUUGGCACCGGUACAGAAAAAAAAGCGGUGCGAUAAUACCACCUGAUAGCAACAAUUUUAUGUUACCCCAAACACGUUUCUUAUCUGUUUCGGGGGGACAGAUGGAAAAAGAAAGUGAAUUGAGCUG